Molecule: messenger RNA, 4119 nt
Organism: Penicillium diatomitis
Lineage: Eukaryota; Fungi; Ascomycota; Eurotiomycetes; Eurotiales; Aspergillaceae
Gene: atg26
Exons: 3
Coding region: 1-4119 (1372 amino acids)
Biological process (GO): carbohydrate metabolic process
Molecular function (GO): hexosyltransferase activity; UDP-glycosyltransferase activity
Source: RefSeq, a predicted model, not a curated record
AUGGAGCCUGUUCGAGGCGACAUCAGGAGUCAGUCAAUACAAGCUAUUCCGAGGGUUGACACUAGUACAACCAUGAAGCCUUCGUCAGGCCGGCGGCUCCAGCUCCACUCGAAUCGGUGGCCGGAUCGAUUCCAAGAUGGAGAAGACGCCCAGAUUGAUUUUACAGCUCCGCCAAAGAGCAUGCGCUCCAGAGAUGGUCAAAUGCAAUACAUGCAACAGUCGCUGUUCUCCGUCCUUGCUGCCGUUGGCUCUAGGUCGGAUUUCCGCGGACGGUUCGACGACUCAAGUGAUAGUGAUGGUGGACUGGAGAACAGUAGCCCAGACGCAGUAUCAAACUUGAACUCCAAUAAGAAAGUCACACUGGGCGACCGUCAGUCUAUCGAACGAGAGGAUCGGGACACCAAGGCACAAUCCGAGGAGCGAGGACGACGGCAUCAAAGAACGAAACCUGAAAGCAAAACUCUGGCGUGGAAAUCCACGCUCCUAAAUCAGGAAUCCUCGGACGAUCCGUUGUCAGCGAGUUGCGCAACGCUGAAAUUCCCAACGAGAAGGACACGCAGCGCUACGCCUGGUGCGGCUCCCAUCCUGACUCGAAUGAUACAAGCACAGCAAACAUUUGAAUCUGCAAUCGAGCCCGGAGAGUCGCCUUUGAGACCAAGUUCACCGCAAGAUGACUCCCAGGAGCCACCUUCUUCUGCUCUUUCGACACGACUCAUGAAAAUGUUCGGUUUUGACAAACCUGAGAAAGUAUUGGUUGAAUAUGCCUGCGCGCUUUUGCAAAGUAUGCUGCUUCAGGGGUAUAUGUACGUCACUGAAGGACACAUCUGCUUCUACGCUUAUCUCCCCAAGAAGGCAUUAAGCGCGACGAAGUCCGGCUUCUUGUCCAAACGUGGCCGCAAAAAUCCGAAAUACAACCGCUACUGGUUUGUCUUGAAGGGCGACGUGCUCACAUAUUACGCAAAUCCCUCAAAUCUCUACUUUCCAAGUGGUCAUAUAGACCUUAGGUAUGGCAUUUCUGCGUCACUGGCAGAGGUCAAAGCCCAAAAUUUCGAAGCCACCGACUUCCAAGUCACGACUGAUCAGAGAACAUAUCAUUUGCGCGCAGAAAGCGCUGCAAGUGCGAAGGAAUGGGUAAAAUCUCUGCAGCAGGUCAUUUUUCGAUCUCGAAAUGAAGGCGAUAGCGUCAAAAUUUCAUUUCCAUUAGAAAAUGUGAUUGAUAUGGAGGAGAGCCCUAUGGCUGAAUUUGCGGAGACCUUCAAGAUCCGUGUUCUAGACAACAACGAGACCUACGCCAUUGACGAGUAUUUUUUCACUUUCUUUAAUUCGGGUCAGGAGGCUUUUGACUAUCUGAAAAGCUUAGUGAACGUGUCCUCUGGGAAAUGUCUGUCAGGAGGGUCUCGUCAACAGCGCGACGGAGAUCAGCAGUGGCAAGCCAACAUAUCUCAAGGGAAAAAGGCCUUAGGCCAGCACGGGGUGGGAGAAUCCCUGUCUGGACCAGAUAGCGAGCUGCGAGGUUCCAGUGACUCUUUGGACACCUCCACAGACCAAGGCAUGGAGACCUUGCCAAUCGUUCAAUCGUUCACCGAAACAAACGAGUCUGCGAGUCAGAUUCUUAAUCGAAGCGAUGUCUUUCAAUCACCUACUAUGCGCUCAUUACCAAGGCGCCGAUCUGAAGUGGACGAUGAAAAACAUAAACGAGCGGAAGAUGCGACUCAACAUUCGUCAAACCGACAGGUCAGGGUAUCUCGCCAAGAAAGCACUGGCUUGUGUAGCUUCAAGACGGACACUGAUGAUCUGCACGGAGUCCAAGGACGGGGCGACCCUGUCACCCACCCGCCAUCCCAAACAGUACCCGCUAUUUCUUCGAGCGAUUCCCAAAGAGCUGGAACACAACCUCUCAAGCGCGUCGCUGGAAUUGCUGGGUAUCUCAAGAUUCGAUCAAAGCAGAUGAGUAAUUUGCUUGCAACAGAGUCAAUGGGCUACAUUGAAAAGGUAUCAGGGAUGUGGGCCGGAGGCCAAAAACAUUAUGAUGAGACUGAGGAAGUGCUUCCUGACGAUCCGUCGCAAGAUGCAGAGGAUAAGGAACACGGUCUGAAACAUGGAGAUCGAUUCCGAGCGCAUUUUGGUCUACCAUCAUCGGAGCACCUACAAGCCACAUACUACGCCUAUCUCACUCGAGUGCUUCCGCUGUACGGGAAGAUUUAUGUUAGCGAGAGAAAGGUUUGUUUUCGCAGUCUUCUUCCAGGGACGCGAACCAAGAUGAUCUUGCCGCUUAAGGACGUCGAGAACGUUGAAAAGGAGAAGGGAUUCCGUUUUGGUUAUCACGGGCUGGUGAUCAUUGUUCGCGGCCACGAAGAGCUGUUCUUCGAAUUCAAUACCGCCGACGGUCGAGAUGACUGUGCUGUGACACUCCACCAGAACUUAGAAUCUGUCAAGUAUCUUGCAGAAUCGGGCAUCCUUGCUGCGGAAGAGCAUGACUUGACAGAGGCGGCAAGAGCGGAGCAUCGCAUGCUUCAAGAGGCAAGAAACGACAACCCUGAUGAGGAAAGCACUGGAACUGGGCGCAGUGUAUCUGAGUCGGAAGUUUCACCGUUUUUUGACGACCCGCUCGCUUCUAUCAUCAACUUCAAGCCUUCUGAAUCCUUGAAAAUCACCUGCCUCACUAUCGGCUCUCGAGGUGAUGUACAGCCCUACAUUGCUCUGUGCAAGGGUCUCCUUGCUGAAGGCCACAAACCAAAGAUUGCAACUCAUGCUGAGUUUGAGCCAUGGAUUCGUAGUCAUGGCAUUGAUUUUGCUCUUGUGGACGGUGACCCUGCGGAACUCAUGCGCAUCUGCGUUGAGAAUGGCAUGUUCACAUAUUCAUUCUUGCGUGAGGCCACAUCGAAGUUUAGAGGGUGGAUCGAUGAUCUGCUUUCUUCAUCCUGGGCAAGCUGUCAGGGCAGCGAUGUGCUUAUCGAGUCGCCAAGUGCGAUGGCUGGCAUUCAUAUCGCAGAAGCUUUGCGAAUCCCCUACUUCCGUGGAUUUACAAUGCCAUGGUCCCGGACUCGCGCAUACCCGCAUGCCUUUGCGGUCCCUGAAACUCGGAUGGGAGGAGCGUAUAAUUACAUCACGUAUGUCAUGUUUGACAAUCUCUUCUGGAAGGCGAUUGCGGGCCAAGUGAACCGUUGGCGGAACAACGAACUUGGACUCAAGUCUACGACUCUAGACAAGAUGCAACAGAACAAGGUCCCCUUUCUGUACAAUUACUCACCCUCAGUGGUGCCGCCGCCUCUCGAUUACCCUGAUUGGAUUCGCAUCACAGGAUAUUGGUUUCUGAACGAAGGUGCCGACUGGGCUCCACCCGCGGAGUUAGCUGCGUUCAUCAAACGUGCCCGCGCAGAUGGCAAGAAGCUCGUAUACAUUGGAUUCGGAUCGAUCGUCGUAUCAGACCCAGCAGCCUUGACACGCACGGUCGUCGAAUCUGUUCAGAAAGCGGACAUCCGUUGCAUUCUGUCCAAAGGAUGGUCAGAUCGUCUCGGUGACCCAUCGAGUCAGAAAGCGGAGAUUCCUCUUCCCUCGGAUAUAUUUCAGAUCCAGUCAGCACCCCACGACUGGCUCUUUUCCCAGAUUGAUGCGGCUGCUCAUCAUGGAGGAGCUGGUACGACUGGAGCCAGCCUUCGUGCCGGCGUUCCAACGAUUAUCAAACCGUUCUUUGGUGAUCAGUUCUUUUUUGGUUCGCGUGUGGAAGACCUCGGGGUGGGAAUUUGCAUGAAGAAGCUCAACGUCAGCAUGUUUUCGAGAGCACUUUGGGAGGCUACCCACAGCGAGCGGAUGAUUGUCAAGGCUCGUGAGCUGGGCAUCCAAAUACGGAGCGAAAAUGGCGUUGCCACCGCAAUCCAGUCCCUCUAUAGGGACAUGGAGUAUGCCAAGACACUUGCUCAACAACGCUCAAUUGCUUCAUCGACGCCUUUCUCGCCCACUCCAUCCGCUCAGGCGUCACCUGACCACGCUGAUGCCGACGUGGAUGACAUUGAAGAAUGGACGUUCGUGGGUGAAGAGGCUGAGAUGGAUUUAAACAAACGGAUGCAAGACCUCAGUCCGUCUGAACGCGAGAAGAUAUUCUCUGGCAUUAUUCGAUAA